Messenger RNA from Morone saxatilis (striped sea-bass), 3612 nucleotides. It is a transcript of the gene manba, whose product is annotated as mannosidase, beta A, lysosomal. The record is from RefSeq and is a predicted model, not a curated record. Gene Ontology annotation, biological process: carbohydrate metabolic process; glycoprotein catabolic process. The coding region runs from base 105 to 2780 and encodes 891 amino acids. The transcript has 17 exons. Gene Ontology annotation, molecular function: beta-mannosidase activity. Lineage: Eukaryota; Metazoa; Chordata; Actinopteri; Moronidae.
CAAGGAAGUGCCUUUGCCCAGCAAUCACAACAACAAAACACAACAUGCUUCACUUUUAAAAGAGUUAUCCCGCCACUUACAAUCACUCCAGCGGACCGAGAACGAUGACUGCGUGUGGAAACAGUCGUGUUUGUGUUUUCGGUGUCUUGUUGUGUUUGUUUUCCGGAGUUUUAUCCGGAUUUUCUUCGGUAUCGGAUCAAAAACAAACUCUGAGUCUGAACGGAAAAUGGAGUCUGUCAGACAGCAGCGGUUCUCUGUGUGUGCCCGCAGAGGUUCCUGGCUGUGUUCACUCAGCUCUGCAGCAGCAGGGAUACAUCCAGGACCCGUAUUUCAGGUUUAACGAUGUGUCUUAUCGGUGGAUUGCCUUUGACAACUGGACAUACACAACCACAUUUACUGCGUCCACCCAGCUGAGGACCAAACAGAAGGUACAGCUCGUCUUUGACAGUGUUGACACUGUAGCAACGAUUUGGCUCAAUGGAAUCAUUGUCGGGAAGACAGACAACAUGUUCCGCAGAUAUGACUUCUCGGUCAGAGACUUGCUGAAGGACGGCGAUAAUGAGCUGAGAGUUAGCUUCUUGUCUCCAGUUCUUUAUGCGUCUGAGCGGAGAAAAGCUCAUUCUGCCUACAGAGUUCCUCCUGAAUGUCCUCCAGAUGUCCAGAAGGGGGAAUGUCACGUCAAUUUCAUCAGAAAAGAGCAAAGCUCUUUCAGUUGGGACUGGGGGCCUUCGUUCCCCACGAUGGGACUGUGGAAAGGCGUUCGACUGGAGGCGUUUGAUGUCCUGCAGCUCCUCCAGGUUUCCUCUGUUCCUUUAUACAAUUCCAGCCUCUCUCAGUGGAGACUCCAGGUUGAGCUUCUUGUUGAUGCGGUUCAGACGACAAAUGGCCGAAUCACGCUCUCCAUAGCUGAGCUGGACUCAGAGCAGACCUUCCAGACACAAUUUCUCCCAGGAAAGACCAAGAACAGCUUCACUUUACACAUCAACACGAGUAGCCAGGUGAAACUGUGGUGGCCCAACGGACAUGGUGACCAACCCUUUUACCAUCUCUCUGUCGGAGGCUUUCGGGAUGGGUUUUUAAUCCUGAAUACAAAUUCUAAGGUGUAUUUUCGCACAGUAGAACUUGUCCAGGAGCCAAUUGUUGCGUCUCCAGGACUGAGCUUUUAUUUCCGCAUCAAUGGGAAACCAGUUUUCCUCAAAGGCUCCAACUGGAUCCCCGCCCACUCCUUCCAGGACCAACUCACCCCUGCUGUCUUAAGGAACUUGCUGCAGUCAGCUGUGGAUGCUAACAUGAACGCCCUCAGAGUCUGGGGAGGAGGAGUGUAUGAACAGGACCUAUUCUACAGCAUCUGUGAUGAGAUGGGAAUCAUGGUUUGGCAGGACUUCAUGUUUGCCUGUGCGAUGUAUCCGACUGAGGACGACUUCAUACAGACAGUAAGAGAGGAGGUCAUCCAACAGGUUCAGCGCCUCAAGUCUCAUCCUUCCAUAAUAAUCUGGAGUGGGAACAAUGAAAACGAAGCUGCUCUGGCAACAGACUGGUUCAGCAUCCCAGUUUCCCAGAGACCUCUGUAUCUGAAGGAUUAUGUGACGCUGUAUGUGAACAACAUAAGGGCGAUAGUUCAAGAGGAGGACCAGAGUCGCCCAUUCCUCGUCUCCAGUCCGACAAACGGGGCCGAAUCGGAGCAGGAAGGAUGGGUGGCAGCGAACCCUUACGACCCUCACUACGGGGACACACAUUUCUACAGCUACAUCCUGGACUGCUGGGAUUGGCGGAACUUCCCUCGAACGCGCUUCGCUUCUGAAUACGGCUUCCAGUCCUGGCCUUCCUUCUCCACUCUGCAGCCGGUUUCCAUUAAAGAAGACUGGAGCUACACCAGUAACUUCACUUCCCAUCGUCAACACCAUGAGAAUGGAAACCAGCAGAUGUUACUGCAGGCGGGUUUACACUUCCACCUGCCAAACUCCACAGACCCCUUGAAAAGAUUUACAGAUACUCUCUACAUCACUCAGGUCAUGCAGGCUCAGUGUGUGAAGACUCAGACAGAGUUUUAUCGGCGCAGUCAGAGUGAGAUCAUCGAGGGAAAAGGUCACACUAUGGGUGCUCUCUACUGGCAGCUCAAUGAUAUCUGGCAGGCGCCUUCCUGGUCAUCGAUCGAGUUUGGUGGGAAAUGGAAAAUGCUGCAUUAUUUUGCACAGAGCUUCUUUGCCGCCGUCCUUCCUGUCGGCUUCGAGGAUGACGACACGUUGUUCAUCUACGCUGUCUCAGACCUGACUCAUGACCUGAAGCUCAGAGCUGUGGUGAACGUGUACUCGUGGACUGAUCUGGAUCCUGUCUGCACGCUGAAGUCAGACCCGCUCCUGGUCCCCGGAGGCAGCGCCACGGCCAUUUUUAAACAGCUGGUCGCCGCCCUGCUGGCAGGAUGUGGACGCUGCACUCGCCUCACCUGCCUGCUCACCUUCCACCUGGAGGACAGCAGCGGCCAGCAGGGUCCCACCAACCACCACUUCCUCUGCUCACCCAAAGACGCUCAGGGACUCCAGAGACCAAACAUCACAGCCGAGGUACAGGAGGAUAAGACCGGCUACACAGUUACCCUCCACUCUGCCUCUGUUGCUCCUUUUGUCUGGCUCGACAUGGGAAACAUUCCCGGACGCUUCAGCUCCAACGGCUUCCUGAUGGCUUCUAGAAACAGGACGGUCAGUUUUACCGCAUGGCGUCCCACCAGCGUCGCUGAGCUGUCCAGAUCCCUCACCGUCACAUCUUUAAGGGACAUAUACUGACCUGAGACCAGUCCACAGACGGACAAAGUGGGACUAUACUGUAACUGAGAUAACUAAGAUACUAUUACUGAGAUUGGUGGAUUCUUGAGUGUCAGAAAGAUAUUUUUGUACUGAAACUGAUGAAGUCGAUCCUUUUUCUAAAUGUUUAAACUUGUUCUCUUGGCAAACAAUCAACAGAAAAGCCUCAGAAAAUGUCUUAGUCCAUCGUGGGACAUUAAAACAAAGGAUAAUUUUAAGUGUGUUUGCAGCUCUUGACAAACGGGUGACCCACUGUAUUAAAUCACUAUCAGCUAUCACACAAUGGGGUUUUACUUGAAGCACUCAUUCACACACAAUCCACCAGAUAAAGGAAGGAUAAGUGUAACGACCAAUACAAUAUUGAUAAAGGUUGAACAGGUCAAUAUGAGCCUGGUUUAAGACCUCUUAAUCUCCCACAUCUUAGAUCUUUAUCUACUGAAACUGAUCAUUAAUUGAUUGCUCUUUCACUAUCAGGACAAUACAUUUUCAGUAUUAACAACGACAUGAAUCAAACUCUUAAGAUCACGUCCUGCACUACUCAGUUGUUUGCUAUUCUAAACAGGGAACAUUGAAUCCGAACUGGGUUUGAUUUUUACAGAUUAUUGUGUUUUUGUGAACUUAAAAAAAUAGUUUUCUUUUGUGUGUUUUGCUUUUUUUGCACAUCUCUGAGAUAAUUCACCGAACAAAGAUUAAUACUUGACAUCGUGGAUGUGUUUGUACAUUACUGUCCAACAUAUGUUUUAUAUUUGUACAUAGUUGAACAAAAUGUGUGAAGCUUUCUUUGUGACAUUAAAGUAUUUUAUUCUGUUGAUCA